GGGGGUUUAGUUAGUGUCCGAUUGUUGGGAGCGAGAAAAGGAAAGACAGAAAGGGGUUUUUGUGAUUGAAUUGGGGAUUUAGGGAUUGUGUACAGUAGAGUAGAAUGAAUUUGAAGAUGGAUUCCGAUAGGGCGAAGCUGUUCGUAGGGGGCAUUUCUCGUGAAACCACCGAAGAUGUUCUCAAAUUCCACUUUGCCAAGUACGGUACCGUUUUGGACUCCACAAUAUCCGUAGACCACAGCACCCGAUGCCCUAGAGGUUUCGGCUUCGUCACCUUCUCUGACCUCUCCGCCGCCGAUAAAGCCCUGCACGACACGCAUGUCAUUCUCGGAAGAACGGUAGAAGUAAAGAAAGCAAUUCCAAGGAGUGAACAACAGCAACACCAAAACCAGUUACAUAAUAGAGGCGGAGGUAGCUAUAGUAGUAGUUGUGACUGUAGUAGUGACACCAACGUUAGGACUAAAAAGAUUUUUGUUGGGGGUUUACCUGCUGGUAUAUCUGAGGAGGAGUUUAAGCAAUACUUUGAGAGGUUUGGUCGGAUAACUGACGUUGUGGUGAUGCAGGACAGUGUUACUCACCGGCCAAGGGGAUUUGGGUUCAUCACCUUUGAUUCCGAGGAAUCGGUUCAAAGUGUUAUGGUGAAGAAUUUUCAUGACUUGAAUGGUAGACAGGUCGAGGUCAAGAGGGCCGUUCCUAAAGAGGGGAAUCAUGGUUAUGAUGGUUUUAGUAAAUUGAGAAGUAAGAGUGAAAGAGGAGUUCCUAAAAGUUUUCCUCCUUACAGUCCUAGGAAUAUGCUUCCGGGUCUUGCUCCUUUGCCGUGGUAUGGUAGUGAUGGAGUAUAUGCAUAUGGUUCUAAUGCUUACGGUUGUUGGUACCCUAUGGGUGGGUAUGGGGGGAACGGAUAUGCGAUUCCGUCUGAAGCUUCUAGGAACUUCUGGUACGGGCCAAUGAUGGCUGGUCCUCAGGCAUGUCAGGUGCCUUAUGCUAGUGCUAUUCCAAACUUAGCGUGGGGUAGGAUUGGAAUAGUAGGUAGUGGUCUAGGAUCUUGGGGGUAUGGUGGCAUUCUUGGGUCUGCAACAAAUUUGAAAUUUGAUCAACCUUUUAUUGGCAACGGAUUUUUUCCAGGCAACACGACAUUGCAUCAUGGUGUAAAGCAGAAUGUUGUGGACUCUUCGAGUUUGAAAGGGAGCAAUGGUGAAAUAUCUAGCUGACUGACUAAAAGGUUCCUUUGGCCUUAAUUCAUGUAGAUUGAGCUGAAUUAGGCCUUUGGAAACCCUGGACCGGCUGGGAAAGAAGCAGUAGCAGACCUCUUAACUGUUUUCGCCACUCGUUUACACAGCCGUGGACUGCAUUUUAUGUAAAUCUUUUCUAGGUCAUAAUCGAGAAAAGAAAAGUGAAAUGGGCACCUAAGAAUGUCCCGGUACAGGUCAAUUCUUUUAAAAUUUAAUAUAAUCUCUAUUUACUGUAGAAUUGCUAGUAGUAAUAACAUGACGACUGGUAUGUAUUUUGGUAAUGUGUCCAGUAGAAGUAACUGUUAUGCAUAUUCUACUUACAAUUGUAAGCUAUAAUAUUUAUUUUCCCUCAACAAUGCCUCUAUUGUACUCUAAAACUGUUAAAAUUGGUUAUUGAAGCUAGAUAAGGUGAGGUUUAUAUAGAACUUCGGCGUAAACAAAGCCUAUGAAUUUUGAUGUUCAAUUAGAUUGAACUCUUUUGAGUUAGAUUAGGUUGUUUAUGUUAUGAUAGGAUGGAAGUGGAGGAGAGAAUUUGCCAUCCUUUCAUGCAUUGUCCACAUGAUGUUUAUAUGCUAUUUAACUUUAAUGUAGUCUGCUCAAAUAGCUCUUGUUAGGAAAACUCACAAAGGACUUCUACAUAAGGUGACGAGAAAAGAAAAACAUAUGGAACAUAUGUGCUUCAUUAUAAUUUUAGGGUUUCGUUUAACGCAAGGAAGGAAAAUGUUGA
Messenger RNA from Vigna radiata var. radiata (mung bean), 1959 nucleotides. Its product is annotated as RNA-binding protein 1-like. Bases 105 to 1211 code for a protein of 368 amino acids. Lineage: Eukaryota; Viridiplantae; Streptophyta; Magnoliopsida; Fabales; Fabaceae. The record is from RefSeq and is a predicted model, not a curated record. Gene Ontology annotation, molecular function: RNA binding. The transcript has 3 exons.